Hibiscus syriacus is the source of this 1168-nucleotide messenger RNA. Its product is annotated as probable methyltransferase At1g27930. Lineage: Eukaryota; Viridiplantae; Streptophyta; Magnoliopsida; Malvales; Malvaceae. The record is from RefSeq and is a predicted model, not a curated record. The transcript has a single exon. The coding region runs from base 139 to 1101 and encodes 320 amino acids. Gene Ontology annotation, biological process: xylan biosynthetic process.
UCUGGUCCGCUUAUUUCAUCACCUUGUUCAUCUCCUUCGUCAUCUUCUACAUAACAAAAGUAACCCAAUUUAAACUCAGAAUUUCUUGAUCUUUUUUUUCAUUUAACCUCAAUAUCGAUUGAGUCAAACAAAGGGAGAAUGAACAGGGAAGAUAUAGCUAAACAUCGGCAGUUCCUCGCCGAUAGGAGAUGUGUUUUCCCUCUCGUUGUUUCCGGCCUAAUCGCCGGAGCCAUACUAACCUCGAGUUUCAUAAAAGCCGCCGACUACUCGCUUCUAUGCUCCGUUGCCAAUACCAGAUCAUCAGAAGCCGUUGCUGGUGUCUCCGUCUCCAAUACCGGAUCAUCAUCUCAAGCCGUUGCUGAAGCCUCCGUCGCCAACAGAGGAUCAUCUUCUCAAGCCGUAGCUGAAAACUCUGUCACGCCGAUCCAACUCCAAGCCAUCAUCCACUACGCCACGUCACGCAUCGUACCGCAACAAAGCUUCAAGGAGAUCUCCGUUACAUUUGACGUCCUCAAGAAACGUUCACCUUGUAAUUUCCUCGUCUUCGGACUGGGCUACGAUUCCUUGAUGUGGACUUCACUCAAUCCGAAGGGGCACACCAUAUUCCUGGAAGAGGAUCCGAAAUGGGUCCAGUCGGUGCUCAAAGAUGCGCCCAGCCUCCACGCGCACCCCGUUAAGUACCUUACGCAGCUCAAGGAAGCCGACGCUUUGCUCUCCCAUUACCGCUCCGAGAAGAAUUGUUUCCCAUCGAAAGCUUAUUUACACGGAAACAACAAGUGCAAGCUUGCCUUGACGGGGUUUCCCGAUGAGUUUUACGAUACAGAGUGGGAUUUAAUAAUGAUCGAUGCGCCGCGUGGGUAUUUCCCGGCGGCGCCCGGUAGGAUGGCGGCGAUAUUCUCGGCUGCCGUCAUGGCGAGGAACCGGAAAGGGACGGGCGUGACGCACGUGUUCUUGCACGACGUUGAUCGGAAGGUGGAGAAGACUUUCGCCGAGGAGUUUUUGUGUAGGAAAUACUUGGUCAAGGCCGUCGGUAGACUUUGGCAUUUCGAGAUACCGUCGGCCUCUAACAUGAGCAGCUACGGCGGCGCUCGGUUUUGCUAAAAUGCGCCCCUUUCUGCCAUUGUUCAUGUGUGCCGGAAUUCAAUCAUAAAUGAUAUACUUUAAGAUA